Messenger RNA from Pantherophis guttatus, 4594 nucleotides. RefSeq names its product CACN subunit beta associated regulatory protein (gene CBARP). Gene Ontology annotation, molecular function: transmembrane transporter binding. The record is from RefSeq and is a predicted model, not a curated record. Gene Ontology annotation, cellular component: secretory granule; plasma membrane. Gene Ontology annotation, biological process: negative regulation of voltage-gated calcium channel activity; negative regulation of calcium ion-dependent exocytosis. Lineage: Eukaryota; Metazoa; Chordata; Lepidosauria; Squamata; Colubridae.
CCCCCUCCGCGUUCUAAAGUGGGUGGGUCCCUGUUCAUUCAUAAAUCCUCGGCCCCUCUUAAAUCAAAAUUAAGGUGUUCAAGAGAGACGGAAAGGGGGACUUCCUUCCCCAAGACAUUAAAAAAAAAUAAAAUAAAUUGCAACCUCCGCCGCUUCGCUUUUGGAUCGCGCAGGGAUCCACGAAUUCGCCGAAUCUGGUGCUGCCAGGAAAGAAAUCCAGCCACGGAGAAAAAGAGAGGAGAGGAGAGACGAGACGCUUGGUCCAUCUCCUCGGGCAUCACCGGAAGACGAGGGACGCGAAGAUGCUGUGAGCAAGCCAUGGUGACUCUCUUCCCCCUCAAACAUGUGAGCUGCAAGAAAGAACGAAACGAGAAGCAGGGAUAAGAGCUGCGGGAGAGAGGGAGCGAAAAAAAAAGAAAAGAGGAGAAAAAGACUGCAGUCCCGUUGUUGUUGUUCCUCCUUCUUCUCUUCAGCCUGCUUGGAUUGAUGUAUAUACAUCUGCUUUUCACUCUUCUUCAUUUUCCUGAGUCUGUUUUUUAAAAAAACCCAACUACUAGUUUUGAUUUAUAUGCCCAGCUACUCUGGCCACAAACAAUGAGCGAUGCGUUUACUUCAUGGGCAAAUACGACAACUGAAGGCGUGACGACGGUGCCUGGCGAAGUGAGCCCCCAGGACGGUUAUGUGCUACUUCUUGUGCUUCUUUCGAUCUUUAUCGGGGGCACCCUGGUGCUGCUCUUUGGCGUCCUGAUCGUCUGCCGACGCUGCUGCGAAACAGACCAAAGGCACUCCAGAGCCAGCGAUGACCCAGAAAAAACCAACACCACCUAUCUGGAUGACUCACAGCCGGCACAAGACAUCACCAUUAAAGUGGAUGACCCAGAAUGCAUGUCCAGCUCCAGCUAUCGAGAUGCCGAGAGUGAGCGGUUUCUGUCUUCUGGCAGUGCCAUGGGGCGGCGGGUGUCUUUCAACGAAGCUGCCCUGUUUGAGCAGAGCAAGAAAACGCAGGAGAAGGGAAGGAGGUACACUCUGACCGAAGGUGAUUUCCAUCAUUUGAAGAACGCCCGUCUCAGCCAUCUGCCCCUGCCACCCUCGGCUGCCCUUAAAAUCAUCACCAUCCACGAGUGCGAAGCCAACGAGAACAGCGUCAUGAUGACUCCCCGCCUCCCACCUGCCAAGCCGAGCCUUGCCAUCUUUCACCCGAGUGGAAGCCCCCUGCCAAAGACGGCGCUGACCAGCCAUGGGGGUCUGUGUUCGAGUUCAACGCUACCAGGGGACACUUUUAACUCCAGCGUUGAAGCUGCUUCCUCCGUUUCCUCUGACUCGGGCGAGGGAGUUGCGUCUGGCAGUGCAGUCAAGGCCGCCAAAGGAACCGCCAUGGCUCCUCCACAGGAGCCCACCUCAGCACCUCCCCAGGGCACCGUCCUUCAUUUCCUGACCCGCCUGCGCCGUCACGCUAGCCUGGAAGGAGCGAGUCCCUAUUUCAGAAUCAAGAAGUGGAAACUGGAAACCAACCAGCGGGCAUCCAGCCUGGACACGAGAGGGUCCCCCAAGCGUCACCAGUUCCAGCGACAACGAGCCGCCAGUGAAAGCAUGGACCAAGAUCGCGAUCCUCAUCAGACGGACAUUAUCCAGUAUAUUGCCCGGACGGACGAUGUGGUUUUCCGGCCCGUGGCUGGACCGUUCUUGCCUGCUCCGGCCAGUCCAACAUUAUCUCUCGGCAGGUUAGAGUCUUCCGAACCACCCAGCCCCACCCCACCCGAGCCAUUGGAACAGCAACCCACCCCCCUUUAUCAUGACAUCUGGAGCUUACGGGCAUCGCUAGAAAAAUGUGUUUCAUCAGAGAAGGGCAACGACCAGGACUCGGCACCUAGUGAUGGUGGGGACAGCGUUUCCUCCAGCGGUGGGCUACCCAGUUUCUCCUCCUCCUUGGCCGAUGAGGCUGAAGCCGGAGAGGACAGGUCCUUGUCGAAACCCAAGCAAGACAGCGUUGAGAUGGAAGCCGGGACCCGUAAACUCUUGCAGAUGGAUAGCGGCUAUGCCUCCAUUGAAGCCCCCAGUGGCCGAGUAGGAGAAGACCAGACGGCCUCGGAGAAACGUUUCUGCUUCACCAGCGCUGGACGCAAGGCCACCAUCUUUGAGAGCUUUGAGGGACAGGAGCCAGAAGCAGAGGAGGAAGAGGAGGAGGAAGAGGAGGAAGCAGCUGGCGCCGUUGGAGGUCUCCUCCCUUCUAGUCCAUUGCUCUGGGCACCGUAUGGGCAGAUGUUCCCCGCACGAGAAUCCUUCCCUCGCCGGGACUACAGCAUCGAUGAAAAAACAGACGCGCUCUUCAACGCCUUUGUCCGCCACGACCCCCAAUUCGAUGAAUCCCCCCUGCGGGCCAAACACCGCUCGCGGACCCAUUUGAGGAAGCAAUGGCAGCGUACCAAGCAGUACAGCGACCCAGGCGUCCGCUAUCCCACAGCUUUGGAGAGGCACCGGACACCCCUGCGUCGGGGCGACAGCGUCAACUACCCCCUGGAAGGCCGCUACCACAGCACCCUGCCACGUAUUGUCAGCUCCGGGGACGAGGAGGUGGCCUCACCCGCCGCAGAAACGGGGGAGAAGAUCCAGGUGAUUGAGGAAGAACCCCCGGAGGAAGCCAAAACGGGACCUGACCCGUACACCAGGGACUGUCUCGAAAGUGGUCAGUGUCCGGGGCUGGGCACAGAACUCCUGGACAAGAUCGCAGGGGGGCUGGAGGACAUGUUUUUCACACCCUUGAAAAAACCACGAGAGAGUCUAGAGUGUGUGGUGAUGGUGGCCGCCCGGGCUUCCCCUGAGCAUAGCCCCGAAUAGUGGCAAAGGGAAGCACUGGGAUGACCCUUUCUCUGUCUCGCCCCGGGGCUGGGGGGUGCCACGCAGGGCCUGCCAGCCAGCCGGGAUGCAGGGUGCUCCAGGGGCUCGAGGGCGCGGAGCAAGAUCAAGGAACGCCCUCCUGCUCUGUCAGCCUUCCGCUGUGUAUCAGGAAGCCCCACCUGGAGGUCCCCUUGGGGGGUUGAGAAGGUCCAGGGCUGAAGACUUGGCCAGCGGAGAUCCCUGUGUCUCCGGCCACAAGAUGGAGCCCACCGAGGACCUGGGGAAGCUCUGGCUGGAUCCAUCCAUGCCUUUCCAGCAGGGCCCCGGAAGGUGGGUGGGGGGGAGCACAUCCCAAGAAGGGAGACCUUCCCUUUUUGGGGGGGGGGGGUCCAAAGAGAGCAGGGUGUCCGCUGGAGAGCCGAAGGGCCUUCUCUUCCUUCUGGUUAGAUCCAGGGGUGGGGACAAGGGAGAGCUCAACCGAAUCUCUCCCCCAUUUCGAAGCAGGUUUGCCAUAGUCGGCGUUAUCUCUUGCACAGCCAGGAAGUUUUUAAGUUUUCAGGGGCUCGUUCUCGAGAAUAAUAAUAAUAAUAAUAAUAAAUAAUAAUAAUAAUAAUAAUAAGAGAAAACAGCCCCCAAAUCUACCGGAGGCCUGACAUACCUCACACUCUACGAGCUGGUUGUAGCAGAUAAUUUCAGCUCCUUCCACCUUUUUUCCCCCGUGCACACCUCUCUCUCUCUCUCUUUCUCUCUCUCUGGUUUUUUACAAGCAAUAACCUGUCCUCCUCCCCCCCCCCCCCACCGCCGGCAAAGCCAUCUUUGCUCGAGGGAGGGGCCGGCUUCGCCUUCCAGGUGGGGCAGGAAUCCCCUAUCUCAGCCCACGGACGGACAGAUGGAUGUUUCUCCACCUUUUUGCAUUGGUGUGAUGUGUGGAAAAGUUUACAUUUUCUCGCGUGGAGUGAAUCUGCCACUUCCUGGAUGGGGUGGGGCGGCGGGUGGGAUGUUGGGGGUGGGGGUGGAGGCUGGUAGGGAACCCCUGAAACAAAGAACGCUGCUUGAAGGGUGAAUAGCACAAUUCUCCGUUUCUCUCUCUUUUUUCUCUCUCUCCGUUCCCUCCCACCCGCCUUUCUACCAUUUUUGAAGGCUCAUUUUUCACACUUUUCCAGCUGUUCCUUCGGGUGGGGUGGGGGUGUUUCUCCCCCGUGGUUCCAUUUUUUUUUUUUUCUUCAUACCCUUCCUUCCAUGGUUCACUCUGCAUCAUUCAACCUGUCCUGUUUUGGUCCACCUCGCAGGGCUGUCGCUUGCUUUUUGGGGUUUUCUUGCUGCUUUGAUACAAAAAAAAAAAAAGAGAGGACCGGGUCGCAUUUUGGGACGCUGGAGAAAACAGUGAGAUCGAAACCCAAUUUCUGGUCUUCUGAACGGGUUGAAAAAACAGGCAGAAGGCUCUGUGUUAGCAACCGGUUAACCCCUUUCUUAGGCUGAAGGUGAAUAUUAUCGUUGCUUUUUGGUGGUAAUGGGAUUAUUACUUAGCAGGUAUACCCUGGUUUCUUUCUACACCCCCCCCCUUCUUGGUUAUUCCUUAUUCUACAAGUUCCCCUUCUCCAUCUAUAUAUGCAAAACAGGUGUUGCUUUUGAGUAUUGUUAUUAUUUAUUUCUGUGUGCGUGUGUUUUUCCCAGGGCAGGUAUUCCUCUCGUGGCAUCCUUUAAGUCAGGGGUCUCCAACCUUGGCGACUUUAAGCCUGGCGGACUUCAACUCCCAGAA